GGGUACACUGACUUCCUGGUAAAGAGUUGUGCGGGAACUUCGGAGUUGGAGGCAAAUUGCAACUGCGUUACAGACUAACAUUGCUUUUAAAGUAUAGCUUAAAGGUCGGUUGCACAGAUGCCUCCUAAGGCUAAGACAGGAGGUAGAGGACCAGCCAAAAGGAAGCUGGCAGAGGAAUUUCCGCCUGGGGAGAUCCUGACUGACAGUCACAAGAAACGCUGGAUGCUCGGCAGUCCCAUUGGCCAAGGGGGCUUUGGUCUACUGUACCUUGCAAAUGAAGAAGAUGCACAAUCUGUGGGACAAGAUGCCCCCUAUGUCAUCAAAGUGGAGCCCAGUGAAAAUGGUCCGCUGUUCUGUGAGCUGAAGUUUUACCAGAGGGCAGCCCGGCCUGAUCUAAUUCAGACUUGGAUGAAGUCACACAAGCUAAAGCAUCUAGGAGUUCCAAGAUACUGGGGAUCUGGACUCCAUAAUAAAGGAGGAAAAGGGUACAGGUUCAUGGUGAUGGACCGAUUUGGAACAGACCUGCAGAAGAAGUUUGAAGAGAACGGCAAAAAGUUUCCACACAAGCUGGUCCUGCAACUGGGCCUUAAGCUGUUGGACGUGCUGGAGUACAUUCAUGAGCACGAGUAUGUGCACGCUGACAUCAAGGCCUCCAACCUCCUGCUCAGCUACUCCAACCCCAAUCAGGUGUUUCUGGUAGAUUAUGGGCUGGCAUACCGUUAUGCACCUGAAGGCCAGACGAAAGACUAUAAAGAAGACCCAAAGCGAUGCCACGACGGGACCAUUGAGUUCACCAGCAUCGAUGCCCAUAAAGGAGUGUCUCCUGCUCGGAGAGGGGACUUGGAGAUCUUGGGCUACUGCAUGGUGCAGUGGUUGUGUGGACGACUGCCUUGGGAGGACAAACUGCAGGACCCUGUCUACGUGCGAGACUCCAAACUCACAUGCAGAGACAAUAUUGGGGAAUUCAUGAAGAAAUGCUUCCCAUCGGAGAAUAAGCCAGAUGAAAUGGUGAAGUUCAUGGAGGAGGUCAAGACACUCGGCUACAGCGACAAGCCGCCGUACGAGAAGCUUCGGACCAUUCUACUGGAUGGCCUCAAGUCCAUUGGGGCAUCUGCAGAUGACAAGCUGAACUUCUCUGUGGCGACCAAUGGCGGCGCGGCUGUAAAAGCCAAGACCGCUACUAAAAGAAAGAAGGCUAUGGCUAGUGAAGACGACUGCAGUCCAGUGAAAAAGAGGCGUGCCCCUCAAAAGAAAGAGGCCAAUGGAGUAAAGAAAACCACAACUCCCAAAAAGCGAACUCCCAAAAAGCGAACUCCCAAGAAGGCAAGUCCCAAGAAGGCAAGUCCCAAGAAGCGCUUAGUGGACUCGGCAUCACAAACCUCCCCAAUGCCUGAACCAGCCAAGAAGCCAAGAGGCAGGGCCAAGAAGGCUGCUUAACUUUUUUAACACUGUUACAUGAUACUUGUCAGGCACUGUCUCUUUCUCUUAUUGUUUAUGGAAUAUAUGUUUUCAAACAUUGUAAAUUUUUUAAGUUUUCUUAAAAACUGAGUAUUGUUUCUCUCUGUGUAAAAUAAUAAUAAAUACUUUGGGGGUAGAAA
This is a messenger RNA of Alosa alosa (allis shad), 1598 nucleotides long. RefSeq names its product VRK serine/threonine kinase 1 (gene vrk1). Gene Ontology annotation, cellular component: cytoplasm; nucleus. The coding region runs from base 118 to 1437 and encodes 439 amino acids. Lineage: Eukaryota; Metazoa; Chordata; Actinopteri; Clupeiformes; Clupeidae. The transcript has 13 exons. Gene Ontology annotation, biological process: signal transduction; peptidyl-serine phosphorylation. The record is from RefSeq and is a predicted model, not a curated record. Gene Ontology annotation, molecular function: ATP binding; protein serine/threonine kinase activity.